Postia placenta MAD-698-R-SB12 is the source of this 3966-nucleotide messenger RNA. RefSeq lists its product as hypothetical. Gene Ontology annotation, molecular function: ATP binding; ATP hydrolysis activity; ABC-type peptide transporter activity. The transcript is spliced from 37 exons. Gene Ontology annotation, biological process: transmembrane transport. Gene Ontology annotation, cellular component: fungal-type vacuole; membrane. The record is from RefSeq and is a predicted model, not a curated record. The coding region runs from base 1 to 3966 and encodes 1321 amino acids. Lineage: Eukaryota; Fungi; Basidiomycota; Agaricomycetes; Polyporales; Adustoporiaceae.
AUGACUGAGGAUCCACAGGGGACACUCUGGGACACUCGUUUCAUCCCAGUGUAUAUUGCAGCCAUUUCCCUAGUCGUCUUGCUUCUUGAGAACCUCUACCAGUUGCAAAUUGCCAAAAGGCUCUGUUCUAAUUUGAUCGCACUUGGUGCCCCCUCACUGUCUUCUGGUAGUGUAGUGUUCGACUCUGACUCUGCAUACUCCCGAGAAUUGAGGGCACCGCCCAGUCUCUCUCGCCGUUUCAUCUGUCUGAACGCAGAAUAUGAGGACCGAACAGAGUCGGUCCGCCAGCCGGCCUCGCUUGAGAUCGCUUUAUGUGGAACCUACGCCUACGUUUCGCUGUUAUCGCUAGCGACACUUGUGGCACGGCCCAAGACAAGCGGUAGAGUGACCAGAUACCUCGUUCUGAUACUGCUCUCCGCGUGGGCUGUCUAUGCGUACAGAGACAUAUGGCCAUACGCAACGUUCGACCUGACCCCCUUGGACGCCUCUGAGGGGAUAUACCUAUGGACGAAGAUUACCUUCUUGACGUUAGCUGCUGUGCUUGUUCCUCUGUUUAGCCCUAGACGUAUACCAUCCUCGUCGCUAUUGAUGCACACGGGAACACCGCUGACAAAACAGACCGCUUCUCUCGCAUCCUUGGUCUUCUUUACCUGGAUCGAUCCGAUUGUCUUCAAGGCGUACCGCGUUCCACACCUUUCCGUUGACGAGCUUCCUCCGCUUGCUGACUAUGAUGAUUCGGAAAGUCUGGUGAACUCAUACAUGAAGGAGCUUGACCCCUUGCUGGCCAGGAAGAAAGGGCAACACGUUGGAUGGGGCUUGGUGAAGGUCUUCCGCAAUGACUUCAUUGUCAUGGGUAUCAUGCUGACGCUCCACGUUAUUGCCCGCUUCGCCAACCCGAUGGGCGUAAGGAAUCUACUCGCGUACCUGGAAGGCAGUAGCGACACUACUGUUCGACCCUGGGUAUGGGUCGCUUGGCUUUUCGUCGGCCCAAUAUUCACCGUCAUGUCCAUUUCCAUGUACAUCUUCUACGGCACCAGAAUGCUCGUGCGUUUGGAAGCUCUCGUCACACAACUUGUUUUCAGCCAUGCACUUCGCAUGAGAGUGAAAUCAGAUGUCGCGGAGAUGCCCGCUCCGAAAGCGAGCGCAGCUUCCACCGUAGCCCCUGGCGGUGAAGGCACUAGUAGCACUCCUGGGGUACAAAACUCCUCGAUUGACAGCGCCAAAGGAAAGCAGAGGGCGAGCUCGGAUGCCCUAAAGCAAGCUCAGCUGGGCACUGGCUCACAGAAGAGCAAAAACCUUGUUGGUAAAAUCAACAAUCUGAUUACAACGGACCUACAAUCGCUCGCCACGGGACGGGACAUCUUGCGUCUGUUUGUCAUGGUGCCAGUCCAGACACUCCUAUGUAUUUGGUUUUUGUACUCCGUACUGGGAUGGAGUGCUUUUGUCGGGAUGGCUGUCAUAGUUCUGCUCCUGCCGGUUCCUGGUUCUGUCGCUAAAAUGAUCCGAGGAGUCCAAGUCGAAAAAAUGAAGAAGACCGAUACCCGCGUGCAGGGAGUUACUGAAGCCAUGAACGUAAUCCGAAUGAUCAAGCUAUUCGGCUGGGAGCGCAGAAUAACGGAUCAGCUAACGGAAAAGCGCGAGGUCGAACUGAAGUCUGUCAAGAGGGCUAGAUUUCUGCAAAUGAUCAGUUCCAGUCUGACCAUCGAAGGUGUUCUCAUCGAUGACCGCCCAGUGUUUGAAAUGUUCACUAUGCAGCUCAACGAGGUUUUCAGUAUGCUCCCGCUAUUCAUACGCGCUAAAGUCUCGUUAGACCGUCUGAAUGAGUUCCUUCAAACUACCGAGCUACUGGACGAGUUUGAAGAGCAGCAGGAGGCUCAUGCGUCGGCUUCUAUGCUGAAGAAUGAUGUCCCCAGUGACGUGAUUGGUUUCCGCGACGCGACAUUCACCUGGACCGCAGAGGACAGUCUGUCCUCAAGCACAGGGACGCAUAAACCUCAUCAUUGGACCUACUGGGUCGGGGAAGACUUCACUCCUAAUGGCACUGUUAGUCAUGACUUAUUUGACGGCGCUGGAAAGGAAAAUAUUCUCUUUGGUGCGGCGCUCGACGAAGAGAGAUACAACAAGGGUAUUAUCAAUAUCAUUAAGCAGUGCGGUCUCGAACGAGACUUGGAGUUGUUUGAUGCUGGCGACCUCACCGAGGUCGGAGAGAAGGGUAUUACACUAAGGUAUGUGGCCCGAGUGACUCUUGCGCGAGCCGUGUACUCGAAGGCAGAAAUCCUGUUACUUGAUGAUAUUCUGGCUGCUCUCGAUGUGCACACUGCUCAUCACAUUAUGGAGCAUUGUCUUAAAGGUGACCUGAUUCGAGGUCGCACAAUACUUCUGGUGACCCACAACGUCGCAUUGGCUACUCCUGUGGCGGGUUUUAUUGUUGCUAUGGGUACAGAUGGACGAGUUUCCAGUCAGGGUUCGCUCUCAGAUGCUCUGGAAGAUGUCACACAAUUGGCGAAGGAUAUCGUCGAGGAGCGCCAAGCCGCCGAAACAGCGGAGGACGUCACCGACAAGAUUGAAGUCUCUGCGAAGGCUUCAAAGAGCGGCAAGCUUGUUGUUGCAGAGGAGAUCGCUAUUGGUCAUGUCGGCCUCAAGAGCAUGAAGUUGUACUUCUCCAAUCUUGGGGGAAAGCAUUACGUCAUGUUCUGGCUGUUGGCGCCGUCCAUCCUAGUGUUUUCAGAAAUCAUACGCAACCUGCAGGUUUGGUGGCUUGGGUAUUGGGCACGGCAGUAUGAGGAACGUGCGGCCGAAGAAGUCAGCGCCCCUUUUUAUUUAUCAAUCUACGGCCUGCUUUUAUCCACUACGGUCCUCCUCAUCACCGCAUUCAAUAUUUUUUGGAUCUUUGCCACACUGCGGGCUUCGAGAGCGAUCCACAAGAGUCUCAUCGCCUCUGUGUUUACCGCGACAUUGAGGUUAGAUGGCUCGAUAAAACACCCACCUCACCUGGGCGCUGUUGUGAUCACUUCCCCAUUAUUCCUCACUCCUGGGAUCAUUAUCGCACUCGCAGGCGGAUACAUCGGCCACAUCUUCAUGAAGGCCCAACUGUCUGUAAAACGCGAAAUGAGCAAUGCUCGUGCGCCCGUGCUGGGUCAUAUCGGUUCUGCAUUCUCUGGGCUCGUGUCUAUCCGAGCAUUUGGAGCUCAGCAAGCAUACAAGAAAGCAUCAUGGGUGUGUAUUCGCCUGGAAGCACUUAGCGCCCUGUUUACUGCGAGUUUGGCUGCAUAUCUGGUUUACGCCUCCCACGAUAACGCAUCGAACAUCGGCUUUGCACUUAAUAUGGCAGUUGGUUUCAGCAGCCUGAUGCUGUCCUGGGUGCGCAUGUUGAACGAGACUGAGGUGAACGCGUGGAACGCAUUCACCAAUACCUGGAAAUUGAACACGAGCCAGCACCUACCCAAGACGGACAACCACCAGCUUACUGGCCAGCCAGUGGCGAUCUCAAGGUCGAGCAACUGUCUGCUCUACGACGAUGCAGUAAUGAACAACGCUCUACGCUCUGCGGGGUUGUUUUCUUUGCAGAACGACAUGACGGAAGGACAAAUCACUCUCGAUAGUCCAAUUGCGAGCGGAGGUGGCAACUUGUCCGUCGGACAAAAGCAAAUACUUGCGCUUGCGAGAGCGAUCCUGAGGCAGAGCAAGCUACUGAUCCUAGAUGAAGACUAUGAGACGGACGCUGUAAUUCAAGCUUCCUUGCGCACGGAGCUUGAUAAGAGUGUGACCAUCCUGACAGUCGCGCACCGUCUUCAGACCAUCAUGGAUUCUGACAGGAUAAUGGUGCUUGACGCCGGCAGGAUUGUCGAGUUCGGCAAGCCAAGUGACUUACUGUCGAUUGAGGGCGGACUGUUGCGUGCCCUUGUAGACGAGAGUGGUGACAAGGAUAAACUGUACGCAAUGGCCGUUGGGGACGGUCCUCAUUAG